AUGCACAAAACUUCAGUGGGACUCGAGCUGUUCGAGCGUAUUUCGCGUGUGAGUGUAGGCAAUGAAAAAGUAGCCGACUACUCUGGUUUCAAGUCACCCAGUGGAGUAGACAAUGGACGCGGGAACGACGAAGGGGCCUUGCGUGAAGGGGGGGCACCCGUGUACACCAGCCCCGAAGUGCUUGCCUUGUUGGCGCAGUACGUGACCGUUGGUCUCAUGUAUGGCGCAUUGCCCCUCGUUCCGUACAACAUCCUUGUCAGCUACUUCCACGUCACGGGGACCCGGUAUUCGUCUGCGCGCGCCCUGAUCUCGUUGGGGUGGUCGCUCAAGGUGUUUGUGGGGAUCGUGUCCGACUGCUUUCCGAUGUUUGGAUAUCGUCGGAAGUCCUACAUGGUGCUGGGCUGGCUGCUCUGUGGCUCAUGCAUGCUUGUGUUGGGCUUUUUACCUCAUGGGGGGCCCGGGAACCCAAAGCUUUCAAAGACCGACCCAUAUAAUGUGGAUGCACAAUCGCGGGCCACGACCAUUGGCCUCUUGUGUGCGUUGGCAACGUUUGCAUACAUCAUCGCCGAUGUGCCUGCGGAUGCACUAGUCGUCGAGUAUGCUCAGCGAGAACCUGAACACGUCCGGGGGCGUAUGCAGUCGCUCAUUUAUGCCACACGCACAGUGACGUCGACCCUCUCGAUCGCGUUGAUGGGGUUUGGGUUGAACUCUGCCAACUACGGGGGCUCGUUCAACGCAGACAUUGGACUGAACACGGUGUUUCUCAUCUUGACCGUACCGUGCUUUCUCAACGUGUUCGUCACACAUGUGUACAUUCAAGACAAGUGCCACGACGGGGUCAACUUUCGUGUAUACCUCCGGCAAUUCUGGGACUUGGCCCAGAAGCGUGCGGUGUGGACCAUCAUGUUAUUCAACUUCUUCUUCAACUUAUUUGGGUCCAACAUCACGACAACCGCCGCGCCGUAUGUUCAAAGUGUUUGGGCAAACGUGGAUAACGUCAACAACUCAGUCAUGUCGGCGUUGGGGGCACUCAUCUUUGCAGCCAUCUUGGGGGUGAUGGGCCGAUGGGGGACGACGUGGAACUGGCGCUUCUGGAUCGUGUUGUCCACGCUGUCGGCGGUGGCGAUCGAUGCCGUGGUGCAGUACUUGACUAUUUACAACUAUUUGCGCAACCAGUGGUUUUACCUCGGCGUGCCGAUCACAGAGUACAUUCCGCAAGGCGUGCUGUUUAUCAUCACGACGUUUGCGAUUGUCGAACUGGCCGAAGAAGGCAACGAAGGCAUCAUCUACGGCCUCUUGACCACGGUCACCAACCUCCCGUCGGUGUUUGGCACAAUGGUUACAAACAUGUACUGCGAGCGUUUUCAAGUGGGGGAGGGCGACAUCAAGUCCGACACGUCUCAAGUGCGUAACGACGUGGCCACGACUUAUGUCGUGUAUUACUCGAGCGUGGUAUUUGCGUGCUUGUUUGUGUUUCUGUACCCGACACAAAAAAAGAUGUUGCAAGAGUGGAAGCAAAAUGGAACCAAACACCCUUGGGUGGGAGGCUCGGUGCUCGUUGGCGCGUUUUCCAUUUUGUGUGUGUCUGUGACCGCCAACAUCAUGACCAUGUUUGAAUCCACAAAGUGCUACCACAUUGCGGGGGGCCACGGCUGCACGCCGUAA
Messenger RNA from Aphanomyces astaci, 1665 nucleotides. RefSeq lists its product as hypothetical. The transcript has a single exon. The coding region runs from base 1 to 1665 and encodes 554 amino acids. NCBI's taxonomy places the organism in Eukaryota, Oomycota, Saprolegniomycetes, Saprolegniales, Verrucalvaceae. The record is from RefSeq and is a predicted model, not a curated record.